CCCGGAAGUGACCGAUAUAAGUGACCGAUUUAAGUGGCGUCAGAAGUGCGAUGUUGGCGAAACAAAGUGUGGAAGUGAAAGCCGGGCUGAUUUCUGCGUAUGCGAGUCUAAGUGUGUCCAGGAGCCUGUGCGGACUGUUGGGCGGUAACUGGAGACGUUUAGAAAUACCAAGCAGCUGCGUACCGACGUGUCGCCUUGUCACUGCCUGUCUGCCGGGGGCUACCUGCCAUCAACCCGCCGGCCCAUGGGUGCACAGUGGUCCCUAAGUACCAGCACCCUGUUGCCUCUUCCCGACAGCAGGAAGAGAGGGCAGCAGGAGGGCGAGUGGGAGGAUGACAAUGACUCUCUGGAUGAUCGGCAUAGGCAGGAGGACAUUGCCCAGUUCCCCUAUGUUGAAUUCACUGGCCGGGACAGCAUCACCUGCCCUACGUGUCAGGGCACUGGACGGAUCCCCUCAAGACAGGUGAAUGAAUUGGUGGCUUUGAUUCCCUACUCUGACCAGAGGCUGCAGCCCCAGAGAACGAAGCAGUAUGUGGUCCUGUCCGUGGUGCUCUGUCUGCUGGCUUCCUCGCUGGUGGCGUUCUUCCUCUUCCCGCGCUCCGUGCUCGUGGUGGAUGAUGGGAUACGGGUGGUGACCGUGCACUUCGACCGCAACAACAGCAGAGUGCUUAUCAAUAUGACGAGCACAUUGAACUUCACCAACUCCAACUUCUUCACGGUGCUGGUGGACAGCGUUAACUGCCAGGUGCUCUACAUGAAGUCGGUCAUAGGCAUUCAGCAGCUGGACAAUGUCAUCCAUAUUCAGCCCCUCAGCCAAAGACAGGUAAACUUCACUGUCAGUCUGGUGAUCAGCGGAAGCCUCUCCUAUGUUUAUGCCUUCUGUACCAUGGCCAGCAUCAAGGUCCAUAACAUCGUGGUGUUAAUACAGACCUCAGUGAAGACCUCCUAUAUGGUACGCACCGCCCAGAACACCAUGGAGGCCUACCACUACAUUGACUGUGGCUCUAACUCCACCGUUCACCAGCCUUCCGUGUCCUGGGGUCAUUGAUGUGCUGCCCCCACAGCCGACUCCCACGAGGAGCCGGACCACAAACUGGGAGAGUGACGUCCGUCCUCAUCCUGUCUCACCUCUUUAUGGUCUCAAAGCUUCGAUUUGCAGUUUGACAGGUACCAGUGACAUAGAUCUGCUGUAGAUAUAGAUCUCCUCUUUGGUUACUACUGUAGCAGUGGUUGCUACCCUGUAAUCUUUUUAUUAUCUGGAUAAUGGCUUCCAAAAAUCUCGUCCAUAGAUGACUCUUCUGUAGCACUCGCACAAUUUGAGCUUGUCAGUAUCGAUUUUUGGGAUGUUGCAGUGGGGGUGAGGUCUGUUUCGCUCCUUUUUUGAUCAGGGUGGCAACACUGCAUAGAGUUGAGUGAAACUCCUGUAGCAGGUCAAGCCUGUGUGAUGAUCUCACACAUAAUGUCUAACAUACUAUAACAACACAUAAUGUUUGGAUUGUCUUGCAAUGCUUGUCUGCUUGUUAGGUCAGUCCUCUUCACAGCAUAGCUGUUGCAUCUCAUUUACAUUAUGGGGCACUUACGGUUUAUCAAAAGGGGGGGGGGGGGAUAUUUAUUUAUUCACUGCUGAUUUGUGUUCAGUCUCAGGGAAAUUGACGGUAACAUCAGAUUUCUACCCAUGAUCAAAAUGCUUAUUUUGAGGGAGGCAUUUAUCACCAUUAAUACUGUCUUGCAGUGAAAACCUGAUUUCCAUUCUUUACCUAGAUUUGAAAAUUAAUUGAAAUUUUGCUUCUGUCUACGCAUGACAUAUUCCUAUUCCUGAUAAUCUGCUUUGGGUUCCCCUUUUGAAAAAGUGCUUAUAUAAAGUUGUAAUUGAUCGAAUUGAAUCAGCUCAUAUGUCUGGGUUUUCAAGCAUGCAGUGUUGACUUUUUUUUUUUUUUUUCUU
Messenger RNA from Brienomyrus brachyistius, 1942 nucleotides. RefSeq names its product transmembrane protein 106C (gene tmem106c). The transcript is spliced from 8 exons. Bases 245 to 1048 code for a protein of 267 amino acids. The record is from RefSeq and is a predicted model, not a curated record. NCBI's taxonomy places the organism in Eukaryota, Metazoa, Chordata, Actinopteri, Osteoglossiformes, Mormyridae.